Messenger RNA from Scheffersomyces amazonensis, 2165 nucleotides. RefSeq lists its product as uncharacterized. Gene Ontology annotation, biological process: dephosphorylation. Bases 66 to 2027 code for a protein of 653 amino acids. NCBI's taxonomy places the organism in Eukaryota, Fungi, Ascomycota, Pichiomycetes, Serinales, Debaryomycetaceae. The transcript has a single exon. The record is from RefSeq and is a predicted model, not a curated record. Gene Ontology annotation, molecular function: phosphoprotein phosphatase activity.
AAGCCACUAGAUCAGAUCCAAUUGAUACUUUUGUAGAUUAUAUAUAAUCUUUAAAUUAAUUAACUAUGUCAGGAUCAUAUACAGUUCCUCCACCUCGAGAAAUUGAAGUUACUUUGGGUAAAGGUGUUAAAGGAACUUUCGCAAUACCCCACUCGGCCGAUGCUGAAAAUCCGUAUCAAGAAGGAUUUGCUCCAGUAACUCAUAAAGCUGUAUUAAUUUUACAUGGACAAGGUGGUCAUAGAGAUUAUUGUUAUCAAAAACAUUUAGCUCAUAGAUUAGCAGCAGAUUUAGGUAUUUAUUCUUUAAGAAUUGAUUUUAGAGGUUGUGGAUCCUCGGCUGAUAAUGAAGAUCCGAAAAGAGGUAGAGUAUUAGAACAAGAUAUUGAAGAUAUUCAAGCAGCAGCUGAAUUUCUUAGAGAUGGUAAACUAAAUCCUUCAGAAAUGAAUUUAACUUUAUCUUCAAUUAUUAGUCAUUCAAGAGGUAGUGUAGCUAUGUUUUUAUGGGCUAUUAUUCAAGAUGAUCAUCUGAAACGUGGAGAUCCAAGGGCAAUUAUUGUCCCAAAUUUAAUUAAUUGUUCAGGAAGAUUUAGGCUGCAUACUGUUAUGGAUAGAUAUCCUAUAUUUGAUGAUAAUUUUGAAUAUAUUAAUCAAACAUCUAUGAGACAUGGGAAACUCGCUAAUGUUCCAAUAACUAGACAAGAAUUAGCUUCGUUAGCAAGACCGGAUUUAUCAGUUUUACGUCAUUUAGCCUUAGAUACUUCUGUUUUAAGUAUUUAUGGUUUGAAAGAUACAAUUAUCCCUAUAGGUGAUAGUGCAUUAUAUUCAAAUGUUUUAAAUCGUGGACCACUUUCUCAUAAAUUAGAAUUAAUUCCAAAUGCUGAUCAUAAUUUUUAUGGUAUUGAUCCAAAACAACCAGAUGAUGAUGAAAAGGAUUUUAAUCCAGAAAAUUUCCCCCUCAAUUCUAAAGGAUUGGUAAAUUAUAAUUAUCAAGUAACCAAUAUAAUUAUUGAACAUCUUCAAUCCGAUAAUGAAUUACAAAGAUUUUUACAAUCCUGUCGUGAUAUUGGAAGAUUAUCAAGAUGGAAAAAUGUUGAAGGAGUUAGUAAUUUUAGAGAUAUUGGAGGUUGGAGAAUUCAAAAUCCAACUUUUGAAAUAUCUUCAAGAGGAUUACCAAAGGGUAAUGCCUUACAAUAUUAUGUUAAACCACAUGCUGCAUUCCGUUGUGCCAAUAUUGCUAAUAUAACUGAUAAUGGAGCUAAAACUCUUUAUAAUUUAGGUAUAAGAGCCAUUUUUGAUCUACGUUCUGAUGGUGAAUGUGUUCAAGAUGGAAUUCCUAAAUAUGUUGAAGAUUAUGGUAUUAAAAGAAUUCAUGCCCCAGUUUUUUCUAAGGAUGAUCAUUCUCCAACUGCUAUUGCUAUUAGAUAUACUAAUUUAUUAACUAGUUGGGAUACUUAUGUUAAUGUUUAUGAAAAUAUGUUGGAUUUUGGUCAAAAUGCUUAUAAAACAGUAUUUGAAUAUAUACGUGAUGAAAAUAAACCAUUUGUGUUUCAUUGUACUGCUGGAAAAGAUCGUACUGGUGUAUUAGGAAUGUUAAUUUUAUUAUUAUUAGGUGUAGAUAAAAAUACCAUUGCUAAAGAAUAUGAAUUAACUACUAUUGGAUUAAGACCUGAUCAUGCCCAAAUUAGAAUUAAAUAUGAUGAUACUAUUAAAAAAUUAAGACAACAAAUGGGUGAAGGAAGUGAUAUGGAAUAUAUGAUUACCAAAGGUAGAAAGAAUUGGUCUCUUGAAGAAGAUGGAUUUAAUAAUUUAAUUAGUUCAAGAUAUGAAGCAAUGUUAGCAACUAUAGAGUUGUUUAAUGAUAAAUAUGGUGGAAUAAUAAAUUAUAUGAAAGAUGAAUUACAAUUUAGUGAACAAGACAUUAUAAAGAUCUAUGAAAAUUUAAUUAUUGUUGAUCAUUUAAGUAUAGGAUUUGAAGUAGCUUCUACCCUUAAUUGGGAUCAUAGAAAUACUGCAAAAGUUAAAUUGUAGGGUUUAUUUUAAAAAAUCUUAUUUAUUAGUAAUAUACAAUAUAUAUAUGUGUGUAUAUAUACUAUUAUUAUUAUUAUUAUGUCGUCAUGAAUCACAUUAUAGGCAAUGGCCUUUGUUUAAAUAUCAUUUUCUUUUUUA